Messenger RNA from Oryzias latipes (Japanese medaka), 4744 nucleotides. It is a transcript of the gene aqr, whose product is annotated as aquarius intron-binding spliceosomal factor. Gene Ontology annotation, cellular component: catalytic step 2 spliceosome. Gene Ontology annotation, biological process: mRNA splicing, via spliceosome. NCBI's taxonomy places the organism in Eukaryota, Metazoa, Chordata, Actinopteri, Beloniformes, Adrianichthyidae. Gene Ontology annotation, molecular function: helicase activity; mRNA binding. The record is from RefSeq and is a predicted model, not a curated record.
GUUCCAGGGGACAAUGACAGAGACGUACCCAUUCAGGAAGUUAGUGGUAAUCGGCGCGUUGUUGUGUACACGCUUGUUGUACAAGGCGUCGUUUUUUCACCACGUUUAUGUCAAAGUAAUUAACUGUUGAGAUGGCGACUACUACGGAGAAAGAACCCGCUGCUAAGAAGGCUGCAGCGCCUUCAGUGUCUCAGAUAAAUGCAGAAUAUGUCACCCAGUUGGCUAAUAAGUAUUGGGCCCCUCAAGCUAAAAAUAAGCUACCGUUUGACCCCAAGGUGAUGGAGGAUGUCUACGAAAAGGAAAUUGUGCAGUCCAAAUUUUCUAUCAGAAAAAUUAUGCUGCUUGAAUUCAGCCAAUACCUUGAGAACUACCUUUGGGUGAAUUACACACCAGAUGUGUCCAGCAAAGCUUUUAUGAUGUCCAUUUGUUGCAUUGUCAAUGAGAAGUUUAGAGAAAAUGUUCCAGCAUGGGAGGUGUUUAAGAAGAAGCCCAGCCACUUCCCCUUCUUCUUCAAAUGCGUGAUGGAAGCUGUGUUGACAGGCGAUGAUGCUGGACUCUGUCUGAAGGAACAAACUGUUCUCCUGGUUUUCCUGGAUCACUGCUUCAACAGCCUGGAGGUUGAUUUGAUCAGAGAACAGGUACAGCAGCUCGUCUCCCUGCCAAUGUGGAUGUGCCUCUUACCAUCUAGGCUGCAGCAGGAGCUGAAAAAAGUCCCAAAGCUGCAAAAGUUCUGGAAUCUAAUCAAGAAGAAAUUUGACCAGAUGGAUGCUGAUGCGGCUAAGCAGGCAAUCAAAGAAAGGACCUUUCUCUCAGCUCUCAUUAAAAAGUUUCUCGGCGUUCUCAUGUCAGUUCCACCAACAGGGCCUCUGUCAAUGGACAAAGUCCAUUAUUGUGAAAGAUUCAUUGAGCUCAUAAUUGAUUUGGAGGCGCUGCUGCCCACCAGACGAUGGUUCAACACAAUGCUGGACGACUCUCAUCUUGUGGUCAGCUGCCAACUCUCUGGCCUCCUUAAAAGAGAAACGGAGGGCCACCUCUUUUGUCAGCUUCUCGACAUGCUAAAGUUUUACUCUGGUUUUGAGAUCAAUGAUCAGACAGGAAAUGCUCUUACGCAGAAAGAAAUGACCACGUUGCACUAUGACAAGAUCACUUCUCUGCAGAGAGCAGCCUUUUCUCAUUUUCCAGAGCUGAAUGACUUUGCGAUGUCCAACGUAGCAGCAGUGGACACUCGGGAAACCUUGACCAAACACUUUGGCCAUCUUAGUCCCAACAUGCUCCACCGGGUGGCCUCAUACCUGUGUUUGCUGCCAGAGCUGCCUGAAGGACAAGACACCACCAUUGAAAAAGACUUUCUUCUUGAGUUGCUGGUGUCCCGUCAUGAGCGCAGGAUCUCUCAGAUUGAGCAACUGAACCAGAUGCCGCUUUAUCCAACAGAGAAGAUUAUCUGGGAUGAAAACAUUGUCCCAACAGAGUACUACUCAGGGGAAGGCUGCCUUGCUUUACCAAAGCUUAAUCUUCAGUUCCUGACCCUCCAUGACUAUCUGCUGAGGAACUUCAAUCUCUUUCGUCUGGAGUCCACAUAUGAGAUUAGACAGGACAUAGAAGAUGUGGUUUGGAGAAUGAAACCAUGGCAGUCAGAAUAUGGUGGCGUGGUGUUUGGCGGCUGGGCGAGGAUGGCUCAGACCAUUACCGCCUUUUCCAUAGUAGAGGUCGCCAAGCCCAACAUAGGAGAGAGCUGGCCUGCACGUGUACGAGCUGAUGUCACAGUUAACCUCAAUGUGCAAGAUCAUAUCAAGCAUGAGUGGGAAGGUCUGCGGAAGCACGACGUUUGCUUCCUGAUUACUGUACGGCCCAACCUGCCCUACGGCACCCGCUUCGACCGGCGCCAGUCCUUUGUGGAGCAGACUGGCCUUGUGUAUGUGAGAGGCUGUGAGGUGCAGGGUAUGCUGGAUGAGAAGGGACGCGUCAUUGAGGAAGGACCUGAGCCGAAGCCAAAGCUUCGUGGGGACAACAGAACAUUCAGAGUGUGGCUGGAUCCGAACCAGUACCAACAAGACAUGACGAGCAGCAUCCAGAAUGGCACAGAAGAUCCAUAUGAGACUUUUAACAUCAUCAUGAGGCGUAAACCCAAGGAGAACAAUUUCAAGGCGGUGUUGGAGACCAUCAGAAACCUGAUGAACACAGAAUGUGUUGUCCCAGACUGGCUUCACGACAUCAUCAUUGGCUACGGUGACCCAGGCAGCGCCCACUACUCCAAGAUGCCCAAUCAAAUCUCUACGUUGGAUUUCAACGACACUUUUCUUUCCCUUGAGCAUUUGCGAUCUGCCUUCCCGGGUUACUCCAUAAAGGUCUCAGAGGAGAACGCCGACCUUCAAAUCCCUCCUUUCAGAAUCAAGUUUCCCAAUCAAAAGAAAGCAGACAAAGGGAAGAAGAGAAAGGCCAAUGAAGAUGGGGAAGAAAAAGAGGAAGAGAAGAUCUUGAUUGUGGAGCCAUACGUCACUCCCAACCGUGGACCAUAUCCCUACAACCAACCCAAACGGAAUACAAUUCAGUUCACGCCUACUCAGAUUGAAGCCAUUCGAGCUGGAAUGCAGCCAGGACUAACUAUGGUUGUGGGACCACCAGGCACUGGAAAGACUGAUGUUGCGGUGCAGAUCAUCUCAAACAUCUACCACAAUUUUCCUGACCAGAGGACGCUUAUUGUCACCCACUCUAAUCAGGCUUUAAACCAACUGUUUGAGAAGAUCAUGGCUUUGGACAUCGAUGAGCGCCACCUUCUGCGUCUGGGCCAUGGUGAGGAGGAGCUGGAGACUGAGAAAGACUUCAGCAGAUAUGGAAGAGUGAACUACGUUCUGGCAAGAAGACUGGAGCUUCUCAAGGAGGUGGCAAGGCUUCAGGAGAGCCUGGGCGUCCCAGGAGAUGUGUCAUACACCUGUGAAACUGCUGGUCACUUCUACCUCUAUCAGGUUAUGUCCCGCUGGGAGGAAUACAUGAGCAAAGUCAAACCCAAACAAGGCAAAAAAGCGGACGUGGGCGAUGUUGCUGCACAUUUUCCCUUCCACAAGUACUUCUCCAACGCGCCGCAGCCUGUUUUUAAAGGCCGAUCAUACGAGGAGGACAUGGACAUCGCAGAGGGCUGUUACCGCCACAUCAAGAAAAUAUUCACCCAGCUGGAGGAGUUUAGGGCCUUUGAGUUGCUCAGAAGUGGACUGGACCGUACCAAGUAUUUGCUUGUGAAAGAGGCCAAAAUCAUUGCCAUGACCUGCACGCAUGCAGCACUCAAACGUCAUGACCUGGUGGAGCUUGCUUUCAAGUAUGACAACAUUCUGAUGGAAGAAGCUGCUCAAAUUCUGGAGAUUGAGACCUUCAUCCCCCUUUUGUUACAGAACCCAGAGGAUGGUUACAGCAGACUGAAGCGUUGGAUUAUGAUUGGAGACCACCACCAGCUGCCCCCUGUCAUCAAGAACAUGGCCUUCCAGAAGUACUCCAACAUGGAGCAGUCUCUCUUCACUAGAUUUGUGCGCCUGGGAGUUCCCACCAUAGACUUGGAUGCACAGGGCCGUGCACGCGCCAGCCUUUGUAACCUUUACAACUGGCGCUAUAAACAUCUGGGUAACCUGCCUCAUGUCCAGCAACUUCCCGAGUUCCAAGUGCCCAAUCCCGGCCUGACCUUUGACUUUCAGCUGAUCAACGUGGAGGACUUUAACGGGGUGGGCGAAACCGAGCCCACUCCUUACUUUUAUCAGAACCUGGCUGAGGCGGAGUACUCGGUGGCUCUUUUCAUGUACAUGCGUCUGCUGGGUUAUCCUGCUGAUCGCAUCAGCAUCCUGACCACAUACAAUGGACAAAAACACCUGAUCAGGGAUGUCAUCAACCAACGCUGUGCUUCAAAUCCUUUCUUCGGCCAGCCGAACAAGGUUACAACUGUGGACAGGUUCCAAGGGCAACAAAACGACUACAUCAUCCUCUCACUGGUCCGAACCAAAGCUGUGGGACAUCUGAGGGAUGUGCGGCGUCUGGUUGUGGCCAUGUCAAGAGCCAGAUUGGGUCUGUACAUCUUUGCUCGGGUGUCACUGUUCCAGAACUGCUUUGAGCUGACUCCUGCCUUCAACCAGCUCACUGCCAGGCCGCUGCAGCUGCACAUCAGACCGCACGAAUACUACAACCAGGAACAGCCUAGAGAUGAGUCUGGGCAGCCAAACCAAGUGGUGAAGGACAUGCCAGAGAUGGCAAAUCUUGUGUACAACAUGUACAUGCACAUGAUGCAUCGCUCCCAGAAGUACAGACAGGAGCAGCAGCAGCAGAAGAUGGCUUUGCCACCACAACAAACCAAGACGGAUGCUGGAGCUGAGGAAGCACCAGACAACUCCCAGAAACCACAGGAUGACACCCCCAUGGAGCAAGACACCCCAGGAGACACGGGCUCCGAGCCAAACACAGGAGACACCAGCGAGGCCCCGACUGACCAGGGAACAGAAAACCAUGCCAAGAUGCCCGAGCAUCCAGGCCGAGACAGCGACAGUGAUGAAGACGAGGCUGGUGAUCAGUAGAGCAUCCUCUGUGGGGCUGCUGUUGAGGGAACAGUUGAUUCCUUUGGAUAAAGGAAGUUUGUUUUCAUUGAUUAUGAACAAGCGUUUUUUUUUUUUUUUACUGCAGAAAAACCAUUUUGAUAAAGUUUUAUUUUUUUCUUACGUCUUAGUAUGUGUUGCCAUCAAUAAAUGAUUAAAAAAAAUCUGAAAUCCCUUUU